AUGACUGAUAAAGAAACAUCCACAAACAACAACAAGAAUGGGAAUAGCGCUGAACCUGCUUCACUUCAGGAUCAGAUCAAUCAGUUGAAGGCUCAGCUAAGCAAGCAAAGGAAAGUCCUUACACAAACAGCGGAACAGCUAUUGAGCUUACAACUUCAACAAUCUAGACAACAACUUUCUGCAAUUCCAAAUCCAGAUCCUAAGUCAGUGUUGGCUGCCCAGAGUAGUCGUGGAAGCACAACCACCACCACCACCACCGCAGAUACGACCGAUUUUGCAACCAACGAGGAUUUGGUUCAAUUAGUAGGCGAAUUGCAAGGCCAAUUGACAAUUUUGGAAAAGAGAUCUAUCAAUAGAGUGACAAACUCGCAGUUAACUGAAGAUUUGGAUGCUGUAUUACCGAUGCCGAACGCAGAUGGUGCCCCAGCUACGGAUGCACUUCAUUAUCCGGCCACUUUGAAAGACUUCAAAGAGCUAUCCGCAGAUGCUCUAUUGGAUCUUUGCUCCUUCUAUGAGUUGUUGCCAGAGACUGCUGAAGAGGAGGCCAUAAUGAGAGCUUUCAUGACUGGAAAGAUCGAGUCUCCUAACGUUCCUCUCGGACAGUUCAAACCAAAGGCAGAGGACUAUUCUAAGGAGACCAUCAGUCAACUGUACGAGGAGCUACGUAAGUUUAUUGGAUUGGCAUACAAACAUAAUUGA
Molecule: messenger RNA, 699 nt
Organism: Brettanomyces nanus
Lineage: Eukaryota; Fungi; Ascomycota; Pichiomycetes; Pichiales; Pichiaceae
Exons: 1
Coding region: 1-699 (232 amino acids)
Source: RefSeq, a predicted model, not a curated record